This is a messenger RNA of Punica granatum (pomegranate), 2025 nucleotides long. The record is from RefSeq and is a predicted model, not a curated record. Lineage: Eukaryota; Viridiplantae; Streptophyta; Magnoliopsida; Myrtales; Lythraceae.
CAACUAAACCCUAGCUUGGCGUCCCGCCCUCUGUUCCCGGGUUUAAGCUGGCACGCUUCCUCAGAUAUAGAAUCCUGGAACUCCAUUGUCUGGCACUGCCCUGCGGUCGUGCGAGGUCUCCAUUGACGAGAUAAGAGCUCGGUUUGGUUUGGGGAGCAACCGUUGCAUCACCUUCGAGUAUUAUGGCGAAGGACCCUUCCUUUCUAUUCGCCGGCGUCCACUUCAAUAAGAAGAAGUUCGCCAACGAUUUCGCUAGGUUUGAGAAAAAGGUGAAGGACGAUUCAGUCGAUGACAAGAGCUUAUUCGGGACGGCUGAAGCCGUGCAGGAGAAUGCGGCGGCGCCACCUCCCAAGAAGAGGAAGAGGAAUAGGAAGGGAGUGGCUUCAGAUCCCGUAGAGGGUUUUAAUGUCUUCAAGAGCUCGCAAUCGGAACCUGAUAUUCCUGAGGAAAAGACAGAAAAAGAUGAAGAUGGCCCUUCAAAGGAAAAGAAGGAACUUUUUAGGCAGAUGGAGCGUAAUGCAAUUUUCAGGAAGAAGCACAACAUUCAUGUUUCUGGGGCUAACGUUCCGUCCCCACUACAGAAUUUUGCGGAAUUAAAGACCAGGUAUGGAUGCAAAUCUUAUAUACUGCGGAAUAUGGCAAAACUUGGAUUUAAGGAGCCUACUCCAAUCCAGAGACAGGCCAUUCCAGUUUUAUUAUCCGGUCGAGAAUGCUUUGCUUGUGCUCCCACUGGUUCUGGGAAAACCAUGGCUUUUGUCUGUCCCAUACUUAUGAAACUCAAGAAUGCAUCAAACGAUGGAAUUCGCUCUGUUAUUCUUUGCCCCACAAAAGAGUUAGCUAUUCAAACAACCAGGGAGUUUAAGAAAUUGGCCAGAGGAAACAAAUUCCGCAUCAAGCUGGUGACUAAAGCGCUCGUAAAAACCUCUGAUUUGUCCAAAAUGCACUGUGAUGUUCUUAUAUCCACUCCUCUGCGUUUGUGGCUCGCUAUCAGAAAAAGAAAGAUGGAUCUAAGCAGGGUUGAGUUUCUUGUGCUGGAUGAAUCGGACAAGCUCUUCGAACUCGGUUUACUGAAGCAGAUUGAUUUUGUUGUCAAAGCAUGCUCCAAUCCUUCAAUAGUAAGAUCCUUGUUCAGUGCUACCUUGCCUGAUUUUGUUGAAGACCUUGCCCGGACAAUAAUGCAUGAUGCUGUUCGAGUUAUUGUUGGUAGGAAGAACACGGCAUCUGAACUAGUUAAACAGAAAUUGGUCUUUGCUGGCAGUGAAGAGGGAAAGCUUAUCGCACUCCGACAAAGCUUUGCUGAGAGCCUGAACCCUCCAGUUCUGAUUUUCGUACAAAGUAAGGAGCGUGCAAAAGAACUCUAUGGAGAACUAGCAUUUGACAACAUUCGAGCUAAUGUAAUCCACUCGGAUCUGUCACAGAUACAGAGAGAGAAUGCUGUUGACGAUUUUAGAUCAGGCAAAACAUGGGUUUUAAUCGCCACUGAUGUUGUUGCCCGAGGGAUGGAUUUUAAAGGCAUCAGUUGUGUCAUCAACUUCGACUUCCCUGACUCUGCAGCGGCAUAUAUUCACCGGAUCGGUCGAUCUGGAAGAGCUGGAAGGAGUGGGGAAGCCAUCACUUUCUACACAGAGGAGGACAUCCCCUACCUGCGGAAUAUAGCCAACGUUAUGACGGCUUCAGGCUGUGAGGUACCUCAGUGGAUCCUGAGCUUGCCUAAAAGGAAGUGGAAGAAGCACAGGCCAAGAAGAGAAUCAAUUUCAGCAAAACCAGAGGAUGAGAAUGAAUAAAAUAGGUUCGAUCUGGAAGAGUCGUCCUCUUACCUUAUUCUUUAUGUUCUGUAAAAGCAAUCUUCAGCUGUUUGUUUUAGCUAAUAUUACAACAUCAUACCAAAGUAGUUUGUGUUGUAGAAGCAGCAAAUAUUUUCUGUUAGUAAGACCAUAGUGGCCAAUCUCGUAAACAUCAGAACAUGUCACAAAGAGCAGAUGCUCUGAAACUCCAACUGCAAUUGCAAAACUUUUGGCUUCUCCA